AUGGAAUAUCAGGAUGCGGUGCACGCGCUGAAUGCGCUGCAGUCCAACAGCAGUGUUCUGGAGCAGCUGCAGCUGCAGCCGCAGCAGCAGAGGAGCCAUCCCGACACGGCGCUGAGCGCCGCCAGGGCCUUUCUGCAGCGUGCUGGCCUCACGAUAGAAGAGCUUGACUGUCUCCAUGCCAUCCAUGUUGCUGGGACCAAGGGCAAGGGAUCAACAUGUGCUUUUACAGAAAAUAUACUCAGGAGUUAUGGAUUCCGCACUGGAUUUUACAGCUCCCCACAUCUGGUGGAAGUCAGAGAGAGAAUUCGUAUUAAUGGUUACCCAAUCAGCGAGGAGCUCUUCACAAAAUAUUUCUGGCAGGUCUAUAAGCCACUGGAGGCAACAAAGGAUGCUCAUGAGGGCACUAUGCCCGCCUACUUCCUCUUCCUCACCAUCAUGGCCUUCCAUGUCUUCCUCCAGGAGAAGGUAGAUGUGGCAGUGAUUGAAGUUGGAAUCGGAGGUGCCUAUGACUGCACAAAUGUGAUAAGGAAGCCGUGGGUGUGUGGGAUCUCCUCCUUGGGAAUUGAUCACGCAAGCCUGCUGGGAGACACCGUAGAGGAGAUCGCCUGGCAGAAAGCUGGCAUUUUUAAACCAGGUGUCCCAGCAUUCACGGUGAAACAGUCAGACGCAUCAAUGGCUGUGCUGAAGGAAAGAGCCAAGGAGACUGAGUGUGCUCUCUCUGUGUGUCCAGACCUGAGGGAGUACCCAGCCCCGGCCCGGUCAGCGCGUCUGGGCCUGUCGGGUCAGCACCAGCGCUGCAACGCCGCCCUCGCCCUGCAGCUGAGCCGCCGCUGGCUGCAGCACAGGCACCAGCCUGGGCUGGAGGACACAGAAUGGCUCGGUCGCUCCCAGAUCCUGAGGCACGGUCCCAUCACCUACUUCCUGGAUGGGGCCCACACCACUGACAGCAUGCUGGCCUGCGUGCGCUGGUUCAGAGAGCAGGAGAGAGUAGACACGGGGCCUGUGGUCAGAGUACUGCUGUUCAAUGCUACAGGGGAGAGAGACUGCACAGCUUUGCUGAAGCCGCUCGUGGAUUGCCGCUUUGACUUUGCCGUGUUCUGUCCGAACGUUGUGGAAACAAUUGCACCACACGACUCAGACAAGCGCUGUUCCCAGAUGGCAACGGAGAAGAUGCUGACCCGUUGCCUCGACAACCAGAGCAGGUGGCUGAGCUUGUGUGAGCAAAGGGGGGCCGAUCUGCUCUACGAUGGCAGGCCUCAUCUGGGGGCUGAGCGGAGGACGCACACCCUGGUGUUCCCCUGCAUUCUCAGUGCCCUCUGGUGGAUGACCCAGGGAAAGGAUCCUAUCUUGGCCUCACGGUGCAGGAGUUUCCUCCCAGGACUGUCCAGCGAUAGUGCUAAGGCUGCACCCCUAAGAGGGGCUGCAGACAUUCACAUUCUCAUCACAGGAAGCCUGCAUUUGGUUGGGGGUGUUCUGAAACACCUGGACCCCUCCCUAUCAACUUAAUCUGUACCAUUGUUUACUAAAGAUACUGCACACAUGACUGAAAAUAUCACUGCAAUCAGUGUAUAGCAGCUUGAAGCUGUUAAUGCACUUUGUGCACUGACACUGUCUGAUGGUGGUGUGCCAACUUGCUUUUAACCUUUGAACCCUAGGUUUUUGGAAUGUUUUUUUGUCAGUGUUAAAGAACUCCGUUGCUUUCAAUAGCGAUUGCUGCAUUAGAAUUUUGAAUGUUCAGUUAAGAACAUUCUAAUUACAUAUUUUGAUUUUGCACCUCAGAGACCGAGUAAGACCCGAACACCUCAGGCUGCACUGGGUGCCAUUUCACCCCUUCUGCAUAGCCACCCUGUCAUUGUCAGAGAUUUGCUUAAAGAUCGGUCCCCAAGCUGCAAACAUACUUGGGUUUAUAGGUCACGCAGGCAGUUGUCCGCAUAUCUCAUGGUCUAGGUCAUGCUUAUACUGUGUAUACACAUUUUCUGCCUCACCCAAUGACUCAGUGUGUGUCACAACACCCCCAUUCAUAUCAAGAACCCCUCCAAAAAUGUGGUUUAACCUUCUUGUCAUGACCAGACUGACAUAACCUAAAGCUUUUUACAGGUGCGGUACCAUUGUCUUUUCAGAAGGCAAAGCCACUUUUAAUGCUCUCGUGGGUGUGUUUACAUGUGUAUUAAAACAUGGGUUUUGUGUUGAGUCUGCCAGCUCUGUGCUGAAUGCACCUGUCAGUGUUUAUAAAUCAAAUUCCAUGCAUUUAGUUUUAGUUGUACAGUACAAUAUUUUGAGUGUUAUAAUUACAGGCCAAAAUGUUUUUGGUGAAAGGUACAGUCAAAAUGUUGCAGAACAUCCAAAUAGAAAGUGUUCACUUCUACCCAAAAGACAAAGUGAGAUUUUAAUGGCAACAUGCCAGAUGCACAAGUAUUUACUCGUGUACGGUUAUUAUAUAAAUCAUUCACGAUUACAUUCAAGAUUCAAGAUCAAAUUUAGCAUAAAAUCUAAGAACAUUCUACAGACGGGUGACAAUGAAAAAAAAAC
Anguilla rostrata (American eel) is the source of this 2529-nucleotide messenger RNA. RefSeq names its product folylpolyglutamate synthase, mitochondrial-like. Gene Ontology annotation, molecular function: tetrahydrofolylpolyglutamate synthase activity; ATP binding. Bases 1 to 1506 code for a protein of 501 amino acids. The transcript is spliced from 14 exons. Gene Ontology annotation, biological process: tetrahydrofolylpolyglutamate biosynthetic process. Gene Ontology annotation, cellular component: mitochondrion; cytosol; cytoplasm. NCBI's taxonomy places the organism in Eukaryota, Metazoa, Chordata, Actinopteri, Anguilliformes, Anguillidae. The record is from RefSeq and is a predicted model, not a curated record.